This is a messenger RNA of Octodon degus (degu), 3377 nucleotides long. It is a transcript of the gene Thbd, whose product is annotated as thrombomodulin. Gene Ontology annotation, cellular component: membrane. The transcript has a single exon. NCBI's taxonomy places the organism in Eukaryota, Metazoa, Chordata, Mammalia, Rodentia, Octodontidae. The record is from RefSeq and is a predicted model, not a curated record. Gene Ontology annotation, molecular function: transmembrane signaling receptor activity; calcium ion binding. The coding region runs from base 88 to 1827 and encodes 579 amino acids.
GGCGGACACAGCAGAGCUGCGCCUCCUCCAGGACCUGAGCCGCGCCCUCCGCUCCACCUCCGCCCGCUAACCCCGGCCCUGCGCGGCAUGCUCUGGGUGCUGCUCCUCGGCGUGCUGGCCCUGGCCAGCCUGGGGCUCCCAGCACCAGCGCACCCGCGGCCCAGCGGCAGCCAGUGUGUGGAGCGCGAGUGCUUCGCGCUCUUCCACGGCCCCGCGAUCUUCGCCGAAGCCAGCCUAGUCUGCGAGCGCCUGGGCGGGCACCUGAUGACCGUGCGCUCCACAGUGGCUGCCGAGGUCAUCUCUUUGCUCCUGAGCGGCGACAGCGGCACGAGCCCGAGCCUCUGGAUAGGCCUGCAGCGCCCACAGGGCUGUGGGGGACCCGGGCCACUUGGGACCCUACGCGGCUUCCAGUGGGUGACUGGAGACAAUCACACCAGUUACAGCAGGUGGGCGAGGCCCGACAGCGACGGUGAAGGUGCGCCCCCCUGCGGCCCUUUGUGCGUCGCCGUUUCGGCUGCAGCUAUGGGGACUGGCGACCCCGCCUGGGAAGCGCAGCCCUGUGACACGGAGGUGGCUGGCUUUCUGUGCGAGUUGCACUUCGAAGCCUCCUGCAGGCCUCUGGUGGUGGAGGCCCGUGGGAGCCUCGUCUCUGUCACCUACAGCACCCCAUUCGGGGCGCAAGGCGCGGACUUCCAGGCGCUGCCGGUGGGCAGUUUGGCCGAGGUGGCUGUGCUCGGGUUGCAGCUGGAGUGCGCGGCCCAGCCUGAGGAUGUGGAGGGGCGCUGGAGGCGAGAGGCGCCGGGUGCCUGGGACUGCACCUUGGAGAACGGCGGGUGCGAGGACAGGUGCGACGAAAGCGCGGGGGCGCCGACCUGUGUCUGCCUCCACCAUGCCGUGCUGCAAGCUGACGGGCGCUCUUGUGCCGCCGCCGCCACCGCCACCUCCACCGCCGCCGCCGCCGCCGCCACCGCCGCCGCGCCCUCGUGCAGCAACAGCUCCUGCGAGCACUUCUGCGUGAGUGACCCGGCCGCGCCGGGCUCCUACUCCUGUAUGUGCGCCACUGGUUACAAGCUGGCUGCCGACCAGCACUCGUGCGAGGACGUGGACGACUGCGCACAGGUGCCCCACGUGUGCCAGCAGCUCUGCGUCAACACCGACGGUGGCUUCCAGUGCAUGUGCGACGCAGGCUUCGAGAUGGUGGAUGGCGAGUGCGUGGAGCUGCUGGACCCCUGCUACGGGUCGGACUGUGCGUACCAGUGCCAGCCCUUGGGCCCGGACAAGUACGAAUGCAUCUGCGCCGAAGGCUUCAGGCCCAUCCCAGAGGAUCCGAGCAACUGCCAGCUGUACUGCAAUGAGACCCAGUGCCCCGCUGACUGCGACCCCCACAGCCCAAACUACUGUAACUGCCCCGAAGGCUUCAUCCUGGACGAGGGUAACGUGUGCGUGGACAUUGACGAGUGCGAGCAGGGCAACUGUGGGCAGCACGAGUGCCACAACUUGCCGGGCAGCUAUAAGUGCAUCUGCGGGCCUGGCUCCCCACUCGAGGGCCAGGAGAGCCUGGACUGUGACAUCCCCCCCACCCGAAAGACAAAAGUGGUGACCUUCGGGGUGGAGGAAGGCUCUGGGGAGGACUUGGACAGCCCCACGCCAGAGCCUUCUCUGAGCACCCCAGCUGCAGGGCCAGUGCAUUCCGUCGUGAUCAUAGGCACGUCCAUCGGCACCCUGUCCCUUGUGGUGGCGCUUCUGGCACUCCUUUGUCACCUUCGCAAGAAACGGGGCUCAGCCCCCCGCGGGGACUUGGAAUACAAAUGUGCAGCCCCCACCUAAUCCUUCGCCCUGCAGAAGUUUUGAGGCCCCAGCGUGCAAGAGUGUAGGACUCCCUCCCUGCUGUCUGGCCCCACCCCCACUCCCUAGCUGCUCAGAGGCACCUGGGCUGGCAUCUCAAGAAGACCCUCUAUCCUCUGCCUGGGAACUCCCAAGGGGUGAAGCCCCCUGUCUGGGCAGAUUUACUAUGAGGACAGACUGCCAAGCAGCCCAGCCCCCAAGUGUAUGCGGGAAGGUUGAGCACACUGGUCCUUAGAUUUGAGGGCAGAUUCCUACCACAGGGUCGGUGAUAACUGAGAUAUUUAUUUUUGUAAGUAUUUAGCUCUUUGUGUCUUUCCUUUUCUCCCCUUUUCCUAUCUCCAGCGCUCACCUCACGCUCCCCUCCUGUGCUUCCAACACCAUAUCUCUGCCUAUACCUAAGUUCCAUCUUGGCUCUCAACUGUGUUCAUGCAGAAUGGCUAUGUGAGAAGACAGAGAGAAAAACACUAAAAAUGAAAACAGUUGUACAUUUUCCUUUUCCCUAGCUUUGCUAAUUUAUUUAUCCUGAAAUUUCAGGCUUCCAGAGCAAAACAGUUUUAACCGAGUUUAAUAGGUGGUCAUUAAAUUAGUGUUGAUGGGCUGUCCUAGCAAGCAAACCCGUGGAGUUGUUUUGUCUUUGGUUUAUAAAUAACGAGUCUGAGUUUUAUUCUUGUUUUGAUUUGAAUGCAAAAGUAGUAAUUGUUGUUAUGUGUCUUAUGCAGUUGCCUUUAUUACAGUUCAGUUUCGGCAGUGCAGAAAUAUUCUAACGCUUGCCCUAGGUUGAGAGAGAAGCAACCCCAGGAGAUGGGCCAAGCAAGUUCGAGCUGCCGGCCUCAGGCCAGUUGGACUCUCAGCUGCUCUGUUUACUUGUUCACUUGUGUUCCAAAAUAAAAACCCUCCCCUUUUCCUGAGGACUUGGCACUGGGGAGGGGGCCCCACAGGUUGGGCAGUCAGGGCCUUCCUCAUUGUGGCCUUGAAUGUCUCCCACUUCGGAGGGACCUUCCAGCCCUGGCCACCAGUGUGUGGUCUCUGGCCAGGAUUGGAGCCCCCGUGGGAAUAGGAGAGGUGGGGAGAAUACUGGGCCUCGCUCCAUCCAGCUCACCAGGAACUGCAGGGGCUCCUCUGUGCAGUCACGGGAGGACAAUUUUUAUAGACCAUUUCCAGCUUUCUGGAAAACAUGAAAUAUGGGUCAGUAAUAAGUAGCGGGCCCAACCAGGCCCUCAAUGCUCAAGAAACUGAGGAAUUUUCAUUGUAUAAGUUUGUUCUCUGGUAGAAAAGAUUUGGUACACACCACUGGACUCCGCCGCACAGGGUCAAGAAGGGCCUUGGUUGGAGUAAGCUAGGCAUGAGUCAUGCUCCAGUGAAAGGAAAAACUGUGUCAUGUAAGUGUAUCUUUGUAAGGCAAAGGUUUUCCUCUACUGUGUUGUAAACUCAGCACAUUUGUACAUAUUAUUUAUUGGAGUUAAACUAGAACACAGGCAAAACCCUUGCUUAUGAUGUCACUUGAACAAAAUAAACAAAUUACAGUGUGCUCA